Molecule: messenger RNA, 4799 nt
Organism: Aphidius gifuensis
Lineage: Eukaryota; Metazoa; Arthropoda; Insecta; Hymenoptera; Braconidae
Product: serine/threonine-protein kinase MARK2-like
Exons: 15
Coding region: 396-3314 (972 amino acids)
Biological process (GO): microtubule cytoskeleton organization; protein phosphorylation; intracellular signal transduction
Cellular component (GO): cytoplasm
Molecular function (GO): ATP binding; protein serine/threonine kinase activity; tau-protein kinase activity
Source: RefSeq, a predicted model, not a curated record
UGUACAUCAUAAAAUUGUCAGCCAUUUUAAAAAUAUUAACAGUGUGUAUUGUCUGUAAAUAAUAAGUGUGGCACAUUUGUUAAUGUGGUGUGUGUUUUUCGUUGGUGAAAUCUGUCACAAAUGGGCGUAGGGAAAAAAAUCACAGUACCGAAAGGCUGGAGGGUUUGAGGCAGUAAUCCUGGCUGGCCUAUAAUGUACAAUACGAUGCGGAGCACACUUCAAACUGUUCCCGAAUCCGUACCCGCUGACCGCGUCACAAAUUCAAAAAGUUUGACCUAACGGGAUUUAUGAAGAAUAUUAAAUAAAAAAAAUUUAUUUAUUGAUUAAUGUGAAACGAAAAAAAAAAAAAAAGUGUAAGCUUGUAAAAAAAAAUAUUAAAUUAAACAAAAAACAUUAUGGCUGAUGACAAGGGUCACGUGAUUGAAUCACGUAUUAAUGAUGUUCAAUCAGGCAGAAAUUCAAUAAGUUCAAUGAGACGACACUUGAUGACUGUUUCAGCAAGAACAAAUAAUACACAAACAAAUGAUAAAAAUAAAAAAUUAUCAACAACAACACCACAUGAAAGUUUAAAACAAUGGGAAUUAGUUGAAAGUGAACGUGGACUAGUUGUUGUUGAAAAAAAAACACCAAUUAAAAGUACAAAAAAUUAUCCAGCACCAAUACCAACUAAAAAAAUGAAUGAAGAUUUUAUACGUAAAUUUCGUGCAUUUGAAAAUUCAAAUAUUGUUAAACCAUUAUUAACAACAACAACAUCAUCAUCAUCAUCAUCAUCAUCACCACCAUCAUCGCCAAUACAAUUAAAUAAAAAUAAUAAUAUACCAAUAAGUCUUAAUGCAAUAUUAAAAAAAUCAGAUGAUUUAAUUGUACAAGAUGAUAAUAAAAGUACAAAUGUACUUGAUCAAUUGGAAAGACAGGUGAAGGCUAUUGAAAUGAAUACAAUUAUUGGACAAAAUAAGUUACAAGACAGCUGUGAUUUACAACCUGAAAUACAGCUGCGUUACAGAGAACAUGAGGACCUGUUGAAUAACACAACUGACGACGAAGCUGAUGGGACGAUGCCAUUAAAACGUGGUGAUGCAACGAGAAAUUCAACUGGUAAUUCUGGUAAUAUGACAAAAAGACAACCAAUUAAACUUGUUAGAACAGCAUCAGAUACACGUCGUUGUCAAGAUGUGGAAAUGCCAUUACGUGUACAAUCAAGGGCACAACAGCAACAGCAGCAACAACAACAACAAUCAAGUGAUACAAGACGAGUUAUUUGUAGUAAAAAUAAUGAUGAUAGACGACGAGUACAACAAUCAUCACCACCAAUUCAACAACAUCAACAACGUAACAACAACAACAAUAGUGUCAUGAGGCCACUAACAGACAUCAUGCAGAAAACAAUAUCACCAAAUCAUCAGAAGACUGAUGGCGUUGGAGUGUCAAGCAGUGGUGGUGGUAGAUUAUCAUCAAGAAGUCGAGCCAAUGAAGAGCCACAUAUUGGCAAGUACAAAUUAUUAAAGACCAUUGGUAAAGGUAAUUUUGCCAAGGUCAAACUUGCCAAACAUGUACCAACUGGCAAAGAAGUGGCAAUCAAGAUCAUUGACAAGACCCAGCUGAAUCCUGGUAGUCUUCAAAAGCUCUUCCGUGAAGUAAGGAUAAUGAAAAUGUUGGAUCAUCCAAACAUAGUUAAACUUUUCCAAGUAAUCGAGACUGAAAAGACAUUGUACCUGGUGAUGGAGUAUGCAAGUGGUGGUGAAGUAUUCGAUUACUUGGUAUUACAUGGUAGAAUGAAAGAAAAAGAAGCACGUGCAAAAUUUAGGCAAAUUGUAUCAGCAGUACAAUAUUGUCAUCAAAAAAAAAUUAUACACAGAGAUUUAAAAGCUGAAAAUUUAUUAUUAGACAGUGAAAUGAAUAUUAAAAUUGCUGAUUUUGGAUUUAGCAAUGAAUUUACACCAGGCAAUAAAUUAGACACGUUUUGUGGCUCACCACCAUAUGCUGCACCCGAAUUAUUUCAAGGUAAAAAAUAUGAUGGACCAGAAGUUGAUGUUUGGUCACUUGGUGUUAUUUUGUAUACAUUAGUUUCUGGCUCAUUGCCAUUUGAUGGUUCAACAUUACGAGAAUUACGAGAACGUGUAUUACGAGGAAAAUAUAGAAUUCCAUUUUACAUGUCAACUGAUUGUGAAAAUUUAUUGAAAAAAUUUUUGGUGCUCAAUCCAACAAAACGGGCCUCAUUAGAGGUACGUGGUGAUAAGAAUAUUAUGAAAGAUAAAUGGAUGAAUAUGGGUUAUGAAGAGGACGAAUUAAAACCGUACUUAGAACCAGAACCAGAUUACAAAGAUCACAAAAGAAUAGGAGAAUCUGCCAAAGCCCUUGCAAUUCUUGGUUAUUCAAGAAGUGAAAUUGAGGAUUCAUUGGGCCAAGCAAAAUAUGAUGAUGUAUUUGCAACGUAUCUUCUUCUUGGAAGAAAAACAACUGAUCCGGAAAGUGAUGGUUCACGAUCGGGCAGUUCAUUGUCACUUCGUAAUAUUCCACCACAAGUUGGCUCAGGUGGCGGUGGAGGAGGUGGUGGUGUUGGCAGUGGUGGUUCAGGAGGUGGUACCGGUGCAACUGUACAAAGUCCAUCACACAGAGGUGUUCAUCGGAGUAUAUCUGCAAGCAAUGCUAAACCCAAUAGACGUGCUUCCUCUGGUGGUGAAACUCUUCGCGGGGCACCAAGUCCAGGUAAUGCAACGAAUCACAAUCAUGCAACAGCAGUUACUAGUGGUGGUGGUGGUGUUACAUCAACAGUUGGUAGUAAUUUCAAACGUCAAAAUACUGUUGAUGCAGCAACAAUUAAAGAAAAUAGUGCACGUGUAUCAUCAACACGACCAUCAGCAUCUAAAAAUAGUCCUGGACAACUCGAUACUAUGACAAUGUUUAUUCUAGGCGUUGGUACGAGUCCUGGUGGAAAAGGAAGAGUUGGAAAAAGCAAUGCAAUUAAUACAACAGUUGGUGGUGGUGUUAGACCAUUGACAUCACCAGCUCCAGCAUCUGUUGCAAGACGUAGUACAAUAUCAUACGACCAGACUAAAACAACAUCAUCAUCAACUGAACGAACAAAUGACGUACCCAGUUUGGGAGUUGCACCAAGUAACAGAUUAGCGACACCAAUAACCCCAGCAUUUCCUAGAAAUGUACCAAGUCGUAGUACGUUUCAUUCUGGUCAAAAUAGAGCACAGAGAAAUCAUACUCAGGGACAUACUCAUACCCAGGAUACGAGCGCAAUAAGUCCACUGGCAAGGCCAUCAUUUUUCUCAAAGCUAUCAUCGAGGUUUUCAAAACGGACUUGAACCAAGUAGAAUCGGCUCCGUCUCAAUGUGUCCAAUGAUGGCCAAUGUCAUAGUGUGACGCGAGUCCCCUUGAUUAAUCAACUACCACCUGACGUGUGCUCUUCACUCGUGAGAUAAAUCAACUUAGCCCCUCACCACGUCAAUAAAACAUUAAUAUUAUUAUUAUAAUUAUAAAUAAAUAUAUAUAAAUAUAUAUAUUAUGUGAUUCCAAGUUUAUUGCUGCAAGAAUUCAAACGUCAAAAUAAACAAAAAAUAUAAAAAAAUACAAGUUGAAAGCUCAAUGGAGAUUGUGAUGCAUAUAAAAACAAAAAAAAAAAGAGUUUAUAAAAAAAAAAUUUGACUCCGUUAUUCUGUGGUGCACCAAGUUUUAAUAAAUAGGCACGUUUCUUUUUGCUACAAUUUUUUUUUUCUUUUUUCUUUUUUCAUUUGUAUUAUCAUCAUCAAAUUGAAAAUAAUUAUGUAAUUUUGUUUUUUAUUUUUUUUUCAAUUUCAUAAAUCAUAUUAUAUCAUUAAAAAUUUUUAUGUAAUAUGUGCCCUGUGUAAAUAAAAAAGAAAAAAGAAAAAAAAAAUAUAUAUAUUUAAUGUCUUCCACGUCAAUAAGACGAUGGGUGUCGUUGAUAUCGAAAAGCAGAGGGUCGCCUUACGCACUUUAAUCGUAGCACAGAAAUUGUUGUGCCUUCCCCAUAUAUAAAAAAAUAUGUUUCGCUUUAAAACUGCACCUCGAGUCAUAUGCGUCCACAAACUAAAAAAAAAAAUUAAAAAAAAAAACCUAUAUUAUAAUAAUGAUUAAUAAUAAAAAUAAUAAUAAAAAAAUAUUAAUAAUGAUAAUUAUUUUUAUACAUAAACACGGGCAACACUACAUGAUGAGAUAUAAAAAAAUUUAUAUAUAUAUUUUUUUUUUUUGUUUUUUCUAUUCUCGAAAAUAAUAUUGCGCUUUGUUGGCUUGCAGUAUGAUUUUUUUAUUUUUCUUUUAUUUCUAAAUCUAUUUUCAUUAUAUUUCUUUAUGAACGACAUCGCCAGCGAAUUUUAUUCACUAAGUUUAAAUUAUAUAUAUAUAUACAAAAAAAUUAAAAAAAAUAAACAUACACACAUACACACAAUUUAGACAAAUUAAUAUAUACAAAUAAACAAUUAUUAUCAACGAUUUAUUUAUUAUAAUCGUACCCGUGCAUCAACAGGUUUUCUAAGUGAACGGAUGAUGUGUCUCGUCUUGUUUCUUCAUGAUUAAACGAGUUUGCGAGUUGUGAACAAACCUGGGUAUUUCACAAACACACAUUGGCAAACUUGCCAAAAAAAAAAAAAAUAAUUAAAUAUUAAACAUUUAAAAUUAGUUAAAAUAUUAAAAUUGAAUAUAAAGCUGCAUAUUCCAAGAACAACUAGAUUUAUAAAAAUUAAAAAAAAAAAAAAAGAACAUGUGGAAGCACAUAUACUUCAAAAAUAUGGAAAAAUUUAUUUUUUCAUAAAUCAAAGCAUAGGUGGAAAUAA